This is a messenger RNA of Erinaceus europaeus (western European hedgehog), 8672 nucleotides long. It is a transcript of the gene ATF7IP, whose product is annotated as activating transcription factor 7 interacting protein. Gene Ontology annotation, molecular function: protein binding; transcription coregulator activity. Lineage: Eukaryota; Metazoa; Chordata; Mammalia; Eulipotyphla; Erinaceidae. Gene Ontology annotation, biological process: regulation of DNA-templated transcription. Gene Ontology annotation, cellular component: nucleus; transcription regulator complex. The transcript is spliced from 15 exons. The coding region runs from base 502 to 4293 and encodes 1263 amino acids. The record is from RefSeq and is a predicted model, not a curated record.
GCUUUUGUUCUGCUUUUAUAGAUUUCUGCCUAUUGAUACUAUUGAGUAAGAUGUGGGAGGUACUUAACUGCACACAGUUGCUGCAGACCUAAUAGUUGGCAGCAUAGAAAGAAGUACAAAAGAAUUCUGAUUCUAGGCAUCUUCACUUGGAACAGUUCUUUGUAAAAUGAACUUAGUGUGUUCUGUGAGCUUCAUUGACAUACUAUCUGACGUUUUUUGGCGUUUGUGGUUAAUGGGAUGGUUGCUGCACAAACUACACAACAGAUGUGAACCACUGUUUGAAAGGAUUGUAUUGAUAGUAUUCAGCCAGUCUACUAUAGUCAUGAUUUUUUGUUUUGUUUUGUUAUUCUUUAAAUGACAAUGAAUCAAAUAAGGAAUUUAAGUUCAAGGAGGCUGCUCUAGAAGUUUGCAUUAGCUUUUAAUGUUUAUACAAGUGAACUUAGUAGCAGAGGUUGACAGAAGUGGAAGUCCUUUUCAUAGCAAGCUGCCCACAGAUUCAAAAUGGACAGUGUAGAAGAACCUCAGAAAAAAGUCUUUAAGGCUCGAAAAACAAUGAGAGUAAGUGAUCGUCAACAACUUGAGACAGUGUAUAAGGUUAAAGAAGAGCUGUUGAAAACUGAUGUCAAGCUGUUAAAUGGCAACCAUGAAAAUGGAGAUUUGGACCCAUCCUCACCCUUGGGAAAUACAGAUUAUAUUAAAGAAAAGGAAGAAGUGAAUGGCAUUGAAGAGCCUUGUUUUGAUCCUGAGAAAUCAGAAAAGGAUGAAUCACCUGGUACCUUAAAUGUUAAUGUAAAAAACAAGCAAGAUGAUGAUUUAAGUAUUGAACCUUUGUCUCCUAAUAAUAUAACUCCUCAAUUAGCCCCCAAACUGACUGCUGAAACAGCUUCUGGAGAUUCAGUCUCCAUUGAUCUGGCUGUUGGAGAUUCAGUCUCUGGAGAUUCAGCCUCUGGGGAACUGGCCUCUGAAGUGUUAACCUCUGGUGAUCACUCCUCUGGUGAUCCUGUCUCUAGUGAUCCUAUCUCUUAUGAUCCUGUAUCAUGUGAACCAGUAUCUGGUGAAACAAUUGAACCAGUUUCUGGUGAAACAAAUGAACCAGUUUCUGGUGAACCCAUCUCUGAUGAACCAGUCUCUGGUGAAUCAUUCCCUAAUGAAUCUGUCCCUAGUGAACCUAUCUCUGGUGAACCAGUGUCCACUGAUCAAACUUCUGGUGAUUCAGCCUCUGGUGAUGUGGUCUCUGGAGUACCUUCCUCUGAUGAUCCAGCUUCUCAUAAUCUAGCGUCUGGUGAUCUGGCCUCUAGUGAUCUGGUUUCUAAUAAGCCAACUUCUGAUGAACCAGCUUCUGAGUCAGCCUUAGAGUCCAUCUUUGAAUCAAGCUCUGUACCAAUUUGUGAGCCAGUUCCUGAAACGGACAAUACAGAGCCUAGUAGCAAUAAAGAUGAUGAUUUUAUUGAAGGAAAAGGAAGUGAUGAAGAGGUAGAACAAGUUUUCUCAUUUGAUGAGAAAAGUAAAGCUACUAGUAAUAUUGAUUCUGAUGAAGAAACAUUAGAUGCAGAUGAUACAAUUAUUUGUUCAGAUCUACCUCCUGAAAAUGAGAAAAAGAUAGAGGAAGAUGCUACCACAGAACCUGCUCUUGGAGAGGAAGCUAUAUCUAGCAGUAUGGAAAUUGACCAAAGUGAAAAGAAUGAAGAUGAAAAUUCUACAGAUCUUACAGAAACUGCUAGUGAAAAUGUUAUAAAAGAUGAAAAAAAUGAGAGUAUCUUAGAAAAUACAGACUCUAUGGAGACAGAUGAAAUCAUUCCUAUUUUGGAAAAGCUUGCACCUGCUGAAGAUGAACUCACUUGCUUUUCUAAAACGUCUCUCCUUCCAAUUGAUGAGAAUAAUCCAGAUUUGGAAGAAAAGAUGGAAAGUUCUUUUGGUUCACCAUCUAAACAAGAAAGUAGUGAGAGUUUGCCAAAAGAAGCAUUUUUGGUUCUGUCUGAUGAAGAGGAUAUUUCAGGAGAAAAAGAUGAGUCUGAAGUUAAAUCACAGGUUUGCUCUCCAGCAGAAGAAGAUAGUAAUGAAAAGAACAGCAAACCUGAGAAAGAAGAACAAGUUGUACAUGAAGAUGAAAGGCCUUCUGAGAAAAGUGAAUUUUCCAGAAGAAAACGUUCUAAGUCAGAAGACAUGGACAAUGUGCAGUCCAAACGACGUCGAUAUAUGGAAGAAGAAUAUGAGGCAGAAUUUCAAGUAAAAAUUACAGCCAAAGGAGAUAUAAAUCAGAAGCUACAAAAGGUUGUACAGUGGUUGCUGGAAGAAAAAUUAUGUGCACUUCAGUGUGCUGUUUUUGAUAAGACUUUGGCAGAAUUGAAAACUCGAGUGGAAAAAAUUGAUUGUAACAAAAGGCAUAAAACGGUUCUUACUGAACUGCAGGCCAAGAUAGCCAGGUUAACUAAACGCUUUGGAGCAGCCAAAGAAGAUCUUAAGAAAAGACAGGAAACUCCACCAAACCCACCUGUGUCACCAGUAAAGUCUACAGUUGAAGUCAACAGCAAUAACAAUGUGUCCUACAGAAAUGCAGGCACAGUGAGACAGAUGCUGGAGUCCAAAAGAAAUGUAAGCGAGUGUGCACCACCAUCCUUUCAAACCCCUGUGAAUACAGUAUCUUCAACCAAUAUUGUCACUCCUCCAGCGAUUGUUAGUAGUCAGCCUAAAAUGCAGACUCCAGUGACUUCAGGUUCUCUGACAGCAACAUCAGUUCUUCCUGCACCCAACACAGCUACUGUAGUUGCUACCACUCAGGUGCCUAGUGGAAACCCUCAACCUACAAUUUCUUUACAGUCCUUACCAGUGAUUUUGCACGUACCUGUUGCAGUAUCCUCUCAGCCUCAGCUCUUACAGAGUCACCCAGGAACUUUAGUGACCAAUCAACCAUCUGGCAACGUGGAAUUCAUUUCUGUACAAAGCCCACCUACAGUCAGUGGUCUUACCAAAAAUCAAGUAUCCUUGCCAUCCUUGCCAAAUCCCACUAAACCAAACAACGUUCCUUCUGUGCCCGCUCCUAGUAUUCAAAGGAACUCUCCUGCCAGUGCUGCACCUUUAGGAACAACACUUGCUGUAAAGGCAGUUCCUACAGCACACUCUAUUGUGCAAGCCACAAGGACUUCUUUACCUACAGUAGGCCCAUCAGGACUGUAUACUCCAAGUAGUCGAGGUCCUAUACAGAUGAAAAUACCAAUAUCGGCUUUUAGUACUUCGUCUCCUGCAGAACAGAGCAGCAGUACCACCCCAAGAAUUGAAAACCAGACCAGCAAAACAGUAGAUACUUCUGUUAAUAAGAAAGCCGCUGAUAGUACAUCACAGAGUGGAAAAACUACAGGCAGUGAUUCAGGUGGUGUCAUUGACCUCACAAUGGAUGAUGAAGAAAAUGGAGCUUCACAAGAUCCUAAAAAGCAAAACCAUACACCUGUAUCCACCAUGAGUUCUUCUCAGCCUUUAUCUCGACCGCUGCAGCCCAUCCAGCCAGCACCACCUCUUCAGCCAUCAGGGGUGCCAACAAGUGGGCCAUCUCAGACAACCAUACACUUAUUACCUACAGCUCCCACCACAGUGAAUGUAACACAUCGCCCAGUAACUCAGGUGACCACAAGACUCCCUGUACCAAGAGCUCCUGCAAAUCACCAAGUGGUUUAUACAACUCUCCCAGCACCACCAGCCCAGGCUCCCCUGCGAGGAGGAGCUGUUAUGCAGGCUCCUGCUGUUCGGCAGGUCAAUCCCCCAAAUAGUGUCACAGUCCGAGUGCCUCAAACAGCUACAUACGUUGUAAAUAAUGGACUAACCCUGGGAUCAGCAGGACCUCAGCUCACCGUGCAUCACCGACCACCACAAGUGCAUACCGAGCCCCCACGCCCUGUGCACCCAGCACCCUUACCAGAAGCCCCUCAACCACAGCGUCUGCCCCCCGAAGCCGCCAGCACAUCUUUGCCUCAGAAGCCACACUUGAAAUUAGCAAGGGUUCAGAGUCAAAAUGGCAUUGUACUGUCUUGGAGUGUUCUGGAGGUGGACCGAAGCUGUGCCACUGUUGACAGCUACCAUCUCUAUGCUUACCAUGAGGAACCCAGUGCCACUGUACCCUCACAAUGGAAAAAGAUUGGCGAGGUAAAGGCACUCCCCUUACCCAUGGCAUGCACUCUCACUCAGUUUGUAUCUGGCAGCAAAUACUACUUUGCUGUACGAGCCAAGGAUAUUUAUGGACGUUUUGGACCUUUCUGUGACCCUCAGUCAACAGAUGUGAUCUCCUCAUCCCAGAGCAGUUAAACCUUGGAGCCUUUAUCUCUUCCUAUCUCAGAAGUUCCACCUUUUGGUCUUGUUUUAAUCUUGUGCAUGAUACUCAUUGUAAAAUCCACAUUGUGCAAGAUUUUCUUGGACUGAUAUGUAUAUACACUACAUUUGUUUAUAAUCAGAAGUAAAAUAAACUCUGUCCAUAAAGCAAGAAUCUUUUCCUGGAAAAUUCAAGCUUCAAGGUUUUGAAAUGUAAAUGUGCACCUUGCUUUAGUUUUAAGAUUGGGGAAUAUAUGUGGGUGUUUGUGUGUGUGUGUGUUUCCCUAUUUAUAUGUUUAUUGCAGUGGAAUCUCCCAUUUUUAUUCUCUAAUUUACCUCUCCUCUAGUAUGAAAUCAGAGGAUUUGAGGUAUGUAACUGGCAUGAUUCUGCUUUGAGGGAUCUGUAUAUCAUAGUCAAAUGAUUUAAACUGAAUCUAAACAAAACCCAAAGAAAACAAAGCAAAAAUAUUAGUUUUAAUAGAUGAUUCUGAACACAGGAAAGGAUGUUUAUUUUCUCUUUUGUCUCUUCUAGAUUAGGUGAAAAGAUCUGCAGUCCCCCUUACCUUCACAUAUCUGGCUUUUACAUUUAUUUUGUGCCUUAAUGAUUAACUACAGAAUCAGCAGGGCCAUUUGCCCAUUGUUGUUUACUCUCUCCUUUCACCUUCAUUUCUUCUUCAUUUCCACCAUAUUUAGUGUACUCCCCUCAAACCAAGGCAUGAAUAUAUAUAUUACACGGAGGGAUAUAUAUAUCACUCCAUGUAGUUCUAAAAUUCUGACUUGCUAUUUUUUUCAAGACUGUAAAUCUCUUUUUGGGUCACUAUUUUGAAUUAAAUAUAUAUAAAGUACAUUAAGAGAAGACCUACUGUAUAAUUUUUUCCCUUCAUACAUAUUUUAUUAUCUAUGCUGCACACUUUCAGAGAUUAAGCAGUUCUAGUUCCCUUUAUGACCUAAAGGAUUCUUUCAAAUCAGAGUAGUUGGAUUCAUAAAACAAUAGUAUCUAAGCUUCAUUUCCUUCUCAUUCUUCCUGUUUUAACUUUGUUUUGAUGUUUUACUUGAAUUGAAUACUCUUUGGGUUCAUAUUAUAUACCAAUCAGAUAUAUAUCUCUGUUCCUCUGAGUACUACCUGAUUUUAACUUAGAGGUCUUGGAUUUUUGGUGUAAGUGCCAGCCACACUGUUAUUGGGUAGGUAGGUAUUUGAGUGUAGAUAUUUUAGGAUGAGAGAGCUGGGGUAAGUCUGGAGAUGACAAUGCAGUUGGAAAUAUUUUGCAAGACAUGAACUCUACCAUUGAGCUCUCUUAUCAGGCACUUGGAUGAGCAAUAUUUUGAAAGGAAUUCUUAGAGUUUGUAAAACAAAAGAAAAAGAAAAAUAAUUUUUUUUAAUUUUAUUUUUGCCUCUAGGGUUAUCGCUGGGGCUUGGCGCCAGCACUAUGAAUCCACUUGCUCCUGGUGGCCAUUUUUUCCAUUUAUUGGAUUAGGAUAGAGUGUAAAAGAAAAAUAAUCUUUUUGGGGGGUCCUAUCAAAAAAUGAAUGACGUCGACAACAACAAUAAUAACCACAACAAGGCUACAACAAGGGCAACAAAGGGGGGGGGGUGGCCUCCAGGAGCAGUGGAUUCAUGAGUGUAGGCACUGAGUCCCAGCAAUAACUCUGGAGGCAAAAAAAAAAAAUCUUCUUUUACCAUAUUUGAAUUAUUUCCACCUUCUUAAAUGGUCAUUAAUUUUCACCUGGAAUUAUAGGAGAAGCUGUCCCUUUUGUUAUUGCUGCCUUGUUGGCAUCUUUGAUAGCUUUGUGAUAGGAAGCAUUCUAUUUGUAAAGAAACUCUUGAGAGACUUUCACUGGUCAAAAAUACUAUCAUAUUAGCUGUGAUAUUUGAUUAAAACUGAAGAAAACCUAUAGUUUUUCUCAGUGCUUGAAACCUUUUAUACCUUCAGAAAAUGGGACUCAGUAAGAGCUAUCAUUUCCAUGAAUAAAAUUUGCUAGUCAUCAACAUUACCCAUUCUAGGAUUAAUGACAUGGUAAAGAAGUUACCAAUGAAAAUUUUAAAAGGAAGAUAUAUAUGAAUACUUGCCUACACCCACGUCUGUGCAUUUUUACCACAAAUGGUUUCAGUGUUGAUUUAUAUGUCCAAGAUCAUUUCUGUCUACAUAAUGGAAAAAUUGUCUAGAGUAAUAAUAACAAUUUGGUUACCUAGCUUAGAAGAAGUUCACUUGAUGAACAUUUAUUUAUAUUCCCUAGAUUCUUUUAAAAAAAAAAAGCUUUUAUAGCAUUUAAUCAGGUAAAGAAAAUUCAAAAGUAUAAAAGUAAUUAUUUUAGCUUAUUAUGUAUUUUCUAUUAAAGAAGAAAAAAUCAAAUAGGGAUCCUAAAAGUAGAUUCACUACAGUAAAAUAAAACUUUUUAUUCCAAAUGGUAGAAGGAAGGCACAAGGAGAGACUGCACUUACUUGAUCACACAGUAUAUUAUAAGAUGGUUUCAAAUUAGACCACCAACGUUUAUAGUUACAUUGGUCUUUUUGAAAGGUGCUAGGCUUGAACCCUUAGGCUUUUAUUUUGGACAGGUUUUAAUGUUGAUGAAUGCUAAUUUUUGGUUUGUCUCUUUGGGGGAGAGAAUUGAGGACUUAAGUAGAAAUAGUUAACUGGCUAAAGGCUUUGUAGUAGCAGUUCACACUCCAUGGUACCUUUUAAAAAUUUCCAGGUACCUUUUCACAAAGUAUUACAAAUAAGCUUGUCUGUCCCCUUUUGGGAAUGCAAUCGAGCCAUGCUUUUAGCCUGACAAUACUUGCAUAAGUAUUGCCUUAUUGGAAAUCCUGGAAAUUUUUGAUAUUUUGACCUGAAAUGUAGGAUGUUUAUAUGGCAUUUAAAGGUUAACGGUGAUGUUUGUUAACUCUCUACUUUGCACUUUGUCAGAGUAAUUUUCACCCUGUUUUAAGUGUGAGUAAGUCUCUCUUUAAAAUUAUGUUCUUGCCAGAAAUUUUUAAAUUACAUGUAAAGACAACAUUUGUUGUUAACAGUUAACUUUAUGAGGUAACUAUAUUCCUCUGUGUCUCUAGACUCACUUUUAAAAAUAUAUUUUUAAAGAAUACUGUGUACUGUUUAACACAGUAGUUUAUGAAAGAAGUGAAGAGUUUUCUUCCUUAAGUUAAUAUUGGAUACCAUUCACCUCACAAAGAGGUGUUCCCUAUUCCUGUCCCCAUUGCUAGGUAAUAAAUGAAAGGCUUAAUGGGGGGGAGGGGGUGAUAUCUAAAGCAAGGAGCUUUUAAUCUUAGGUAUGUAUGUCUGUCUGCAGAACUCCCGAAGCCAGCUGCACUAUAAGGUUCUUUUACUGUUAUUGGAUUAAGUGUAAACUUAGUUUUUGUUACUUACUCUUUUGCUUACUUUUUUGAAUUAUCAUUUAUGCAGCAAGGUGAGUGUUAGUAUUGCAUGAUAUGCAUUUAUCUUGUUCCACAAAUUUUCCAGUACUGUACAAGAGUAUCAAAAUAAUGCCUGUGGUACCCUCCCUUCUCACUUUCAUACACUAUGAUCUUAGCACAGUAGAGUACUGCAGAGACCUUCCAAGUGUUCCCCCUGACUUACUCUUUUGGGCUCUUUGUACUCUUAUUUAUUUGUUUUUAUCAUUGGCCAGUCCUUGGACUGUUUUAUUCUUCUUUCCAUAAACCAUGUCCCAGUAUUAGAUUAUUACAAAGAACUUUAUCUAAAGCUAACAUAUAAUUCUGCCUUCUUUACUCUUCACUGAGGAAAAUGAUCUGUGUAGCCACCCAGCUAUCUCCCUCACAACCACUCCUUUCUUAAAUAUUGGGACAAGGGGGGUGGGGUGGGGCACUUCUCAUGAGAUGUUUUGUUAGUGUGGCAGAUAUCUAAAUGCAAACCUUAUUCCCCUUGAGCCAGCUAAUGGGGAAGAAUAGGAUAAUGCAAACAUGUUUUGUCUUCUCAUCUUAAUAUUCUAAGUUUUUUUUUUUUGUAGUGUCAGCUAAGUGCCCAUCAUUUAUAUUUAAAUGCUGUCUUUAUAAAUGUUUUGUUUGUAAAUAAGGUAACUGGGCAAUCAAGCACCUCUUGGGAAUCCUGGCUUUAGUAUUUUAUCAACCAUCUCAAAAUUAAACACAAAAAUAAAUUCUUUGUAGGAAACUUGCAUCCUGAUUUUCCCUUAUUGCAUUGAAAGUGUAAAUAAUAUGACAAAAUAAGACCUAAUGUCUAAUAUAAAGUGGGCUAUAUAGCAAGUUGCCCUAUUUUUAUUAGGUUUUUGAAAGUCUUUGUGUUAUUUUUGUUGUUGUUUUCUUUUCUAAAUGUAUAAUAGUGAUGUCUGUAUAAGUGUUAACUGUAGUGGGAUUUUGUCCAACAAGCCUGAAAUUUAUACUUUGAAAUAAACUACUGGAUUUGUAACAA